AACACACUUCAUCGUCUUGUCACAACCUUUGAACUUGCUUUUUCUGAGAUCUCUCUCACUUUUUCGUUCUCCUGCUACUACGCUUCUUUUACUCUCUGUUUUUUUUGUUUUUUUCUACUGAGAUUCCGAGUUUAUUUAUGCUAACUAAAGAGAGAGAGAGAGAUUAGGAAGAGAGACGGACGGCUAUGGCGGCUACAGAAUCUGGACGGUCUCAAUUCAUUUCGAGUCCCGGCGGUAACAGAAGCUUCUCCAACUCUCCACUCAUCGAGAACUCUGAUUCCAAUCAGAUUAUCGUCUCUGAGAAGAAGAGCUGGAAGAAUUUUUUUGCUUACUUAGGCCCUGGUUUUCUCGUUUCAAUCGCAUAUAUUGACCCUGGAAAUUGUAAGUUCCAUGAUCUCAUAGGAAAACAUUUAGCUGAGCAAUGUAGAGCUGAGUACUCCAAAGUUCCAAACUUUCUGUUAUGGGUCGUUGCAGAAAUUGCAGUUGUAGCUUGUGACAUACCUGAAGUGAUUGGAACAGCUUUUGCUCUGAACAUGCUCUUUAGCAUACCGGUGUGGAUCGGUGUUCUCCUGACUGGCUUGAGUACGCUGAUUCUUCUUGCUCUUCAAAAAUACGGGGUGAGGAAGUUGGAGUUCUUGAUUGCAUUUCUUGUGUUCACAAUUGCUAUAUGCUUCUUCGUUGAGCUCCAUUACUCAAAGCCAGACCCUGGAGAAGUCCUACAUGGUCUCUUUGUUCCUCAACUUAAAGGAAACGGCGCAACUGGUCUCGCUAUCUCUUUGCUCGGAGCCAUGGUUAUGCCGCAUAAUCUUUUCCUCCACUCGGCCUUGGUUCUAUCCAGAAAAAUCCCUCGUUCUGCUUCUGGAAUCAAGGAAGCUUGCAGGUUCUACUUGAUAGAAAGUGGCUUGGCUCUAAUGGUGGCCUUUCUCAUAAACGUCUCUGUGAUAUCAGUAAGUGGUGCUGUUUGUAAUGCCCCCAACUUGAGCUCCGAAGAUCGAGCUAACUGUGAGGAGUUGGACUUGAACAAGGCAUCGUUUCUGCUACGGAACGUCGUGGGGAAAUGGAGCUCAAAGCUGUUUGCGAUCGCGCUUCUUGCUUCCGGUCAGAGCUCGACGAUAACCGGAACUUAUGCUGGACAAUACGUAAUGCAGGGCUUUCUUGAUCUACGACUCGAGCCAUGGCUCAGAAACUUACUAACAAGAUGCUUAGCUAUAAUCCCGAGUCUGAUUGUUGCUCUCAUUGGCGGUUCAGCUGGAGCCGGAAAGUUAAUCAUCAUUGCCUCGAUGAUCUUGUCUUUUGAGCUCCCAUUCGCGCUGGUUCCUCUCCUCAAAUUUACUAGCUGCAAAACCAAGAUGGGUUCACACGUCAACCCAAAGGCGAUAACAGCUUUGACUUGGGUCAUUGGUGGUUUAAUCAUGGGGAUCAACAUAUACUAUCUAGUAAGCAGUUUCAUCAAGCUACUUAUCCAUAGUCAUAUGAAGCUUGGCCUCGUUAUAUUCUGUGGAAUUCUUGGGUUCGCAGGCAUUGCUAUUUAUUUAGCCUCCAUAGGUUACCUAGUCUUCCGGAAAAACAAAGAAGCCACUCCUCUUCUUUCCUCAAGAAACUCACAACAUGUGGAGACACUUCCAAGAGAAGACAUUGUCAACAUGCAGUUACCUAAUAGAGUGUCUACGUCUGAUGUUGAUUGAUUCCAAUAACAUUAGACCCAAACCAACGAGUUCACUAAUCAGACCCUAAUAAGAAUCGGUUUGUGUCUCUUUUUCUUUAAUCAGAUUUUCCUAGGAACAACUUUGUCUUCUAAUAACACAUCGGAUAAUAAAACCAUUGCUUCCAUCAUCA
Camelina sativa (false flax) is the source of this 1836-nucleotide messenger RNA. NCBI's taxonomy places the organism in Eukaryota, Viridiplantae, Streptophyta, Magnoliopsida, Brassicales, Brassicaceae. The record is from RefSeq and is a predicted model, not a curated record.